Molecule: messenger RNA, 1008 nt
Organism: Pyrus x bretschneideri (Chinese white pear)
Lineage: Eukaryota; Viridiplantae; Streptophyta; Magnoliopsida; Rosales; Rosaceae
Exons: 2
Coding region: 1-837 (278 amino acids)
Source: RefSeq, a predicted model, not a curated record
AUGUCAGGUGUAUCUCUUGCCGUGGCUCCUAGAUCGGAGCCCGACACAACCACCACAACCCCAGGAUCCAAACCCCAACAGAAACCGCUCCGCCGCCAACAGCACCAGCAGCCUGCAGUAGGCGGUGUAAUGGGCUCUCUGCGAGUAAUAGAGCUCCAACUCGUGGCCUUCAUCAUGGUUUUCUCGGCCAGUGGCCUUGUCCCGCUUUUUGAUUUGAUCUUCCCGGCUUUUGCCACCGUAUACCUUUUAGCCCUGUCACGUUUGGCGUUCCCUUCCCACGGCGCUGUCAGCACUGGUUCACAGGAGAUUUUCCAUGGCAGCAGAUUCUUCAGGUUCUAUGUGAUUGUGGGAACCACAGUUGGGCUCUUCUUGCCGCUUGCAUACGUGUUGGGUGGCUUUGCGAGGGGCGAUGAGCACGCUGUCCGCUCUGCAACGCCUCACUUGUUCUUGCUCUCGUGUCAGAUUCUGACUGAGAAUGUGAUUAGCGGGUUGUCACUGUUUUCAGCGCCGGUGAGGGCAUUGGUCCCAUUGCUUUACACUGUCAGGAGGAUCUUUGUCGUCCUUGAUUGGAUGAAAGAUGUUUGGCUUAACAAAACUCUGCCUGCCAAUGCACAGUUUAAGGAUGUUGCAUGGUUUUGGUUUGGGAGAAGCCUGGCUGUAGCCAAUUUCUUAUAUUUCUCGAUCAACCUGUUCGGAUUUUUGAUCCCUCGAUUCCUUCCGAGGGCGUUUGAGAGGUACUUCAGGGAGAGGGAUGAAGUUGGGGCCAAGAUGGUAGAGGACAAGCGCUCCGCCGCAGCAAAUAAGCCGGAACCAUUUGCAAAUAAGAAAAGUGAUUGAUUUCGGGUUUGGUGCCAUAUAUAUUAUAUACUACGAUGUUCGGUUUUCCUUAACAUCAGGAGCGGGAGUGCUGGCAGAACGGCCGUUCGGGUCUAAAAUAAUUGGAGGCAUCAACAUUAUUAGAAUAGUAUAUUUAUAUAUGUUUUUAUAAGAGUAUAAAUUUAUAAAAUU